UGUCAAAAAUAAGUUGACAAAUAUAAAUUAAAACCUUAUUUAACUUCUUAUGCUCUCUUCUCGAUUUAACGUUGCUUCUUCAUUAGAUCAAAAUGAAGUCCAAGAAGAAGAGGGAACCGAAAACAGCGAUUAUUCAAUUGAUGAAACCUUAACUGAAGAUUCCGAAGGAGGUCGUACGAUCGCAGCAAUAAAAGACAGCCUCAUUUUGCGUAGAAAGAAUAUUCAACAACAUUGCUUAUCGCAUAAACAAAUUAAUUCAAACUGUUUAAAAUUACCACCGAUUGCAGUGGGAUCAAAAAAAGAUGAUACGAAAGAUAUAAUAAAAGGAUUACCAUCGGAUUGGGUUGUUAACAAAAAGAAAUCAAAAAUAAUCCAUCAACUUUUAAUAAAGAAAGAAGCUGAUCAUGAAGCAACUUUAGAUACGAUGAGGGAGAAAAUGGCUAAUGUUAAUUCAAACGUAGAAGAUGAAAUAAGAUUAUUAGGAGAUAUAUACCAAAAGAAUUUCGAAACUUCGUUAAUAAAUAUGGAUGAGUCAUUAUCGAAUUUACGGGCUGCUUUUCACAACGAACAAUGUUUAAAACAAGAACAUUUUGAUAAAGCCAUCGAAGGAUUAAUGGAAACUUACAAACUGGAAAGUGAAAAAGUUGUUGUUUUAAUCGACAAAUUAAAAUUACGCGAAAAUCAAAGAAUCGAAGAAUUCAAAACGUUUCUUCAAGUUGCUUAUUUAAGAUUGAAUGAGAUUUGUUAUAAAACUCCGUUUGAAAUACAAGAGUUUUUCGUACAGGAAAUUCAAGAUGUUAACGAGAUCACUUUGAAUAAUUUAAGAUCGUAUCAAAAUUUGUAUUUAAAGCUUAGUUUAAAUGUAGAGAACGAAACUAGGAUGAGAUUACAAGAAAUCGAAAUGAUUAAAUUGAAUUGGAUUAAUUAUAUUAAAUUGACAGCUUUUACAAUAUUAAACGAAGAAAAUCUUUUCGGUGAGACUUUCGAAGCUACGAAAUCUAAGUAUCGAUUAGAUCCUAGAUUAAUCGAUUUAUUAAAAAGAACCAAGUUAACCGAUUUAGAUUUGGGCGAAUUACACGAUUGGAUUAAUCAAGUACAAAUUGUUGUACAACAAAUUGAUUGGUGUGCAAGAGAUAUAAUAAAAAGUUUUAGAACGGCUAUUCAAACAGUUUUUAAAAGUUAUUUUGCCGAUUUGAAAGAAAUCGCCGAGAAAAUACUAAAAUUGGGGGUAGUCGGUAAUAAUCCGAAAACCGAAGACAUCUUUACACCGGAAAUUUAUUGCCCAUCAAUAGCCGAGAUGGGUAAAAAAUUUCAAAAAAUGCUUCAAAAACUCCAAGCGAUGUGGGAUGCUAUUUCCAGUGAACUCCAUAAAGAACUUCAACUUACCUUUAUGUUUUUAAACACCUUUGCUAAUUUAUGGGAAGCUCAUGUUCUUAGAAUGAACGAAGCUCAAAGUUUAGUUGUAAAAGAUGUCCGAAAAUGCACCGAUAAUAGUUAUUUAGAUCUUUCAAAUGAGGAAGCAAAUAUAAAUGUAACUUUGGAUGUGUUAAGACAAGAACCAUGCGAAGAAAAUUUAAAUUUAAGUAUAGCAAUGUUUAAGAAAAGCUUAGACACCAUCAAUGAAAUGUACAACGCAAAUUAUGAAAAAGAAUCAAAAGUUAUGGAAGAUAAAUUGUUGAAGUUGGUAACCGUUGAAGGUGAACUACAUAAAGCAGAGUUAAUUAAUUUUUUGACCGUUAACGAAUCAUUUCGAGCUAAUGAAGAAGAAGAAGAGAUAGAAAAUGAUGAGUUUGACAGAAUUAGCGUGAUGCAAGAUGAACUUGAUUUAUACGAAAACGAAUUUUUGGAUAUAAAAGCUUGGAGAUCGAAGUUGUACUCAACGAUAGAGGCAUAUCUUAAUUAUUGCGAUGAAGAAUGUAGUAAAGCGUCGAGACUUUGGAUUGAACAAGAACGCGAAAAGUUUAAUUUACGCAAAAAUAUUUCGCAGAAUAUAAUACAUAAAAGUAGAUACAACAGGCUACAACCGGUGUUAUAUAACGUAAGAUUAGCUGAAUUAAAAGAACACACUCAAAGAUUUGAAAGUCAUACAGCAGGAAUUACAAAACAAAUUGAUAAUUUUUCCACAUUUUUCAAUACUUACCAAGAAAAUUACGAUAAAGAAGUUGAUGAUUUCACCGAAAAAUCCAAAACAACACAAUUAAAAUUACCUGAGGCUAAAAAUAGUCGCCAAAUUUUAGGAGAAAUUGUUGUAUAUAAUGGUCUAACCGAAAAAUGUACCAAAACUUUAAAAGAGUUAGAUGAAACUUUUCAUACAAAAUGUAAAGAUCAAAUUGGAAUAAUUUUAAAAUCAAAUUUCACUUUUAUAUCUUCAAUGAAAACGUUUGAAAACUACGGUAAUUUUCACCCGGAAGAAGUUAAAACCGCCGCAUCUGCUUUGAGUAAAUUAGAAAAAGGAUUUAAAAAGAAAUUAAAAGGUGUUUUUAAGAAAAGCUCGGGAAUAUUACAUAAAUGUUUAUCACGAGUUAAUUCCAUUCAAACGGCGACGAGUAAAAUGUUAGAAAAAUACCGAAUUGAACUUGAAUACUACGACCUAAUGGUAAAUACUCACAAAGAAGUUCAUUCUGAUAUUGGAAGAGAAGCUUAUUUAUUGAAAUGUCACCGGAAAUCGCUUUUUGGUUUAAUAGAUGAUGUAAAAGAGAAAUCUGAACCUUUUGUUAAAGAUGCAACUAGAAUUCAUGAGUUUAGAAGAUUAAUAAGGGUUAUGUUAAAAGAAACGACGCUAUUACGAAAGAGAUUUACGAGACCAUCUCAAGAAGAUGAUGGGAAAUUUAUUCAUUUAAAUCCUCCAAAUUAUUCGCAACAAAUUUUUGAUUAUGAACCGAUCCAAGAUGAAGAAACCUUUUUAGGGAAGAAUCAAUUUUUAAUACAAAACUCCUUCAAAACCAUCCAAGAAGCUUCCAAGAUAUUUUAUGAACAAAACGAACCCAAAAGCUUUAUCACUGAAAAUAAAAUUUUGCCAUCAUAUGAUGAUUUUGUAGCAACAAAUUUACCAACAUAUGUUUAUUAUUACGUUCAAUCUGAAAUGUUUUGGUUACAAGAAUUACAAUUGUUUAUAACGAAAUUAAACGAAACCAGUUUGUUUAUAAAAGUAAUCUGUAAACGAUUAUUGGAAGAGUACAAAAACAAAAUGACCAAAGAAAUUAAAGAGAUUCAUCGAUUAUUCAUAAAACGUCUCGGUGAAGUUAAUUUCAAACAAAACGAUAUUUUCGAUAAUAUUCAUAAGAAAUUAUUGGUUUUACACGGAAAUCCAAAAAAUCAAUGUCUUUUGGAUGAGUUGGAUGAAGAAAUGAAUGGGUUUUUCGAUGAGUGGAGAAAUAUAUUUUUACCAUCUUUAGAGUUUUGUACUUGUGAUCUAAAAGAUAUGCAAAAAACGUUUAAAUCAACGUUAGAAGAAUACGCAAGCUUAGCAACAGAAGCUUAUACAAUGUUUAACGAAGAAACCAAUGUGAAUCAACUACAAGAAGAGUAUUCGAGAGGUGAAGAAUUUCUCGAAACGUUUGCAAAAGGAAUAGUAAAAUUAGAAGAGAGCUUAAAUUCAAAAACGAGUGAAACACCGACAGCAUGCAUAAAUUUAAAUAAAUUUCGCGAAAAAGUAAAAAAAAAAUAUGAAUUUGACGACGUAUCUUCUUCUUUUACUUCGUUCGUUAAAAGCUCCGAGUAUGAUGUAACUGAUGAUUUAAUCGAUAUUGGAAAUGCUGUUAAUGCGUAUGAAGUAGAAAGGUUGUAUAUUCUUUUAGCGUUACAAACUGAGGAUAGUGAAAAUGUGGAACGAUUGGAAAGAUGGAAAGUACAGUGGGCAAACGAGAUUGAAAAAGUUAAACAAAUAUAUACCGUUAAAUACGAUUUAUCUCAAAAUUCCCAAGAUGAAUAAAUUAUAAAUUUUUUUUUUAA
Molecule: messenger RNA, 3951 nt
Organism: Onthophagus taurus
Lineage: Eukaryota; Metazoa; Arthropoda; Insecta; Coleoptera; Scarabaeidae
Product: putative leucine-rich repeat-containing protein DDB_G0290503
Source: RefSeq, a predicted model, not a curated record